Molecule: messenger RNA, 1521 nt
Organism: Tarenaya hassleriana
Lineage: Eukaryota; Viridiplantae; Streptophyta; Magnoliopsida; Brassicales; Cleomaceae
Product: trehalose-phosphate phosphatase B-like
Exons: 11
Coding region: 117-1217 (366 amino acids)
Biological process (GO): trehalose biosynthetic process
Molecular function (GO): trehalose-phosphatase activity
Source: RefSeq, a predicted model, not a curated record
ACCACUCCCCACUCUUCUCCUCACCUUCCUCUGUCUCCCUGAAAGCCCUGACUCACUUCUCUGUUUCUCGAUCUAAAACCCUUCUUCUUCUCUUUUUAGUUCGGUUUCCAAAGAGAAUGACGAACCGGAAAGUGGUCGUGUCGGACCGGAAACCGGUUACGGGCAUGAAAAUCACAGUCUCUGUUUCAGACACUCCUCUGUUUCCGGAGAAGCUGUUGCCUUCACCUCCAAGUUACUUCAGCAUUAAGCCACGUAUAAAGUUCCUUAAACGUAUUGAAUCCGAUAAUAACAAGUUGGGUGCCGCCAAAAUCGCAUCUUGGGUCGAUUCAUUGCGUGCUUCAUCGCCGACCCGUCUCAGAUCCUCGGGUUCUGUCUCUGAAAACGAUGAGAAAAUCUCAUGGAUGGUUCGUUUUCCAUCGGCUUUGAAUAGGUUUAACGAGAUUAUGAGUCGUGCGAAAGGGAAAAAGAUCGUAAUGUUUCUUGACUACGACGGAACUCUUUCUCCGAUCGUUGAAGAUCCCGACAAAGCUUACAUGUCCGAUGAGAUGCGAGAAGCUGUAAGAGAGGUUGCUGCAUACUUUCCGACGGCGAUUGUCACCGGAAGAUGCGUAGACAAGGUUCGGAGUUUUGUGAAACUCGCCGGAAUUUACUACGCCGGCAGUCACGGCAUGGACAUCAAGGGUCCAACCAAGGCCAAUUGUUACAACAAGAGCGACCAAGGAAUGCUGCUUCAACCCGCGAGUGAAUUUUUGCCGAUGAUCGACGAGGUAUUCAAAAUCCUGAAGGAAAAGACAAAAUCGAUCAAAGGGGCUAUGGUGGAAAACAACAAGUUUUGCUUAUCCGUACAUUUCCGCCGCGUUGAUGAAAAGAGAUGGAUCGCAUUAGCCGAGAAAGUAAAAUUGGUUCUCAAUGAUUAUCCAAAGCUGAGGCUAACCCAAGGCAGAAAGGUACUUGAAAUCCGUCCCACGAUCAAAUGGGACAAAGGCAAGGCACUUGAAUUUUUGCUAGAGACUUUAGGUUUCGUAAAUUCUAACGAUGUUUUUCCAAUAUACAUCGGAGAUGAUCGUACCGACGAAGAUGCAUUCAAGUUUAAUGUGACGCUCAUAUGCGUGAUUCUAGGUUUUACAAGAACGGGGACAAGGUUUUGGCGUUCUUGUCUCAAAAUUCCCAAAGGAAACGAACGCAUCUUAUUCUCUUCAAGAACCGAAUCAGGUUAGAGCAUUUUUGCAGCGUUUGGUAGAGUGGAAGAGACAAACUCUAGGGGAAGAGAUAAAUUUAUCGUAAAUUUAUCACAUACAUAUACAUAUAUAUAUAUAUAUAUAUAUAUAUAUAUAUAUAUUGCUUUGAAGGGAUAAUAUUAUCUCUAAAAUUUAGCAGACGGUGUUUUCGGCCAUAAGUCACCUGAAAUUGUAUAUUAUGCGUAUUUGAAGGAGGAGAGAGGGAAAAAAUGCAUUUUAUUCUAAUUUUAAGUGUAUGUUUUAAAAGGAUGCAUAAAUCCAACGAAACUUUCCACCGCUAUUA